GCACUGAUAUGCAACAAUGAUAGGCACUGAUAGGCGGCACUGCUGGGCACUGAUGGGUGGCACUGAUGGGCAGCACAGGACCAGGGGCGGACUGACAAUUCAUGGGGCCCCCGGGUAAUAGGGGAUCAUGGGGCCCCUGUGUUCUUGCCCAAUUUAAAAAAGCCUAUGAAAAAGGUACCAGGGGCAUCUCAUGGGGCUCAUUACUGACCCCGGGCCCUCGGGCAGUGCCCAAGUUUCCAAAUGGUCAGUCCACCCCUGAACAGGAGUAGCUGAGGCA
Messenger RNA from Staurois parvus, 277 nucleotides. NCBI's taxonomy places the organism in Eukaryota, Metazoa, Chordata, Amphibia, Anura, Ranidae. The record is from the annotation of a GenBank genome assembly.